CACAAACCAAAUUAUUUGCAGAGCAAUACAGUUUUAACACUUGUUUUAGCUUCUGAGGAGGAGUUGUUCAGGUUUCCGAGAUGGGUUUUCUUCGAAUCUCAUUGAGCAGAAGCGCGAGGCUCGUUCUGUCCAUUUUGAAGCUGUUUCUCUUGCUCUCGCUGCUCCUCCUUGUCCCGAGCUACUCCGGUGCAGCUGCCGGAGCCGUGGACGAGAGGGACGCAUUCGGAGUGGGCGUGAUUCUUGAUUUGGACUCGCGCCUCGGCGACCAGAUGCGCAUGGCGAUCGAGAUAGCUUGCCGAGACGCGAACACCAUGUCAUCUUCGGGGAGUCAUUACAUAAAGCCGCAUUACAUGAACUCCCACGGGAAGCCCCUUCGAGCAAUUUCGGCGGCUGAAAUGCUGAUCAAAAGGAAGAAUGUGAAAGUUAUCAUCGGCUUGGAGACAUGGGAGGAAGCAACUUUAGUAGCUGAAAUCGCUAAUCAAUCUCAGGUACCUGUCUUCUCCUUCGCGAGAGAACGCAUAACACCGACAUUGAUGGCGGAAACUCUAUGGCCUUCGCUGUUUCGAAUGAGUACCGACGAAUCCGACCAAAUUAAAUGUAUUGUGGAUAUAGUUAGUUCUUAUAACGGGCAAAGAGUGUCAAUAAUAUAUGAGGCGGAGGCAUACGACACCACAUAUUCUAAGCUGUUAAAUUCUUUGUCGGACGAGCUUGGAAAAAUCGGCUCGACAGUAGAAGACCAGCUGAUUCUUCAAGCAUUCUCAUCUCCGACCGGAGCAGAAGUGUCUUUGGAAGAGAAAUUAAUGAAGCUGAAGGGAAAGGCAUCUCCCAUCUUUAUCGUUCUAGGAUUGUCGUCGCAGGGAAGCACUCAUUUUCUCAAAGAAGCAAAGGAGAUGGGACUCUUCUAUGGAGAUUCUCUUUGGAUAUUCGCUGAAAAACCAUUCGCCAAUCUCUUAACUUCAGUAGAACAUUCAGGAAUCUCCUCAACUGUCGAAGGCUCGAUAGGGGUAAUCACCUAUCGUCCCAAAAACCAGGCAUAUGGAGAAUUCAUAUCCGAAUUCUUGAACAUUUUCCAUCACAAGUAUGGAGAGAACUUCAAUUUCGAGCCAGAAAUCGAUGUUGUUCGAGCAUACGAUUGCAUUACGACCAUUAAAAAUGCGGUAGAUGCAGUGCCGAGGCAUGAUACUAUGCCAGAGUCUUUGCUUGAUAGAAUUUCGCGCACUAGACUCGUGGGUUUGAGUGGGGCAAUACGAUUUGAGAAAGGUCAGUUGGCACUUCGACCCAAACUCCAACUUGUAAGUGUUGAUGGAAAUAAAUAUAGAGAGCUUAAGCUUUGGUCUCCCAAUUCCGGUGUCUCAAGGAGCUUUGUAGCAAAACAACACUCGCGGAGAAACGCAAUUUCAGACACGUUGAUGACCCAAGAAGGACAGACUUCUAGUGAGAAUAGGCCGUUGGUGAUCGGAGUUCCUGCUGAAACUCCGUUUGAUAAGUUUGUGAAGGUGGAAGUGGACAGCUCAACCGGGGAAAAAAGGCCCGUCGGCUUCUGCAUAGAUGUUUUCGACAAGGCUGUUUCUCUUCAUUUUCCUGAUGGUUUGAAGCAUAGUUUUAAGUUUCACUGGGGAACAUAUGACGACUUGGUUAACAAAGUUCGUGAUCAGACCUACGACGCUGCAGUCGGUGACAUAACUAUUCUGGCCAAUCGCUCACUGUAUGUCGAGUUUACACAACCAUUUAUGGGAUCAGACCUUACAGUGAUAGUCCCAGCAAAGCCGGUCAUUGACAGGGCGUCGAUCUUCAUAAUGCCUUUCACUCCAAGAAUGUGGGCUGCAUCUGGAGGCAUCCUUAUAUACACAAUGUUGGUAGUUUGGUUCUUGGAGCAUCCGACAAAUCCGGAAUUCAGAGGCCCUCGGACAAAGCAGCUCUCGACCGCUCUUUGGUUCACUUUCUCCUCUCUCUUCUUUGCUCAUAAGGAGAAAGUCCAUCGCAACUUCACCCGAAUAGUGGUGGUGAUUUGGUUCUUCGUGGCAUUAAUCUUGACGCAGAGUUACACGGCCAGCCUCACGUCGAUGCUCACUCUCCAGAAGGUCAAACCGACUGUGACCACCAUCGAUCAGCUGAGAAUUUCUAAAGCUAAAGUGGGUUGUAACCCCGAUUCUUUCAUUUGCAACUACUUGAAUAGCCAAUUAAACUUCUCCAAGGAAAACAUCGUCCACAUAAGGAACACUUCGAGCUAUGGAGAUCAAUUCAGAAGUGGCAACAUCUCCGGUCUUUUUCUGGAGUACCCGUAUGCAAGAGCUUUCUUCACUCAGUAUUGCGACGGAUAUUUGACCAUUGGCGAUGGCUACAGGUUUGGCGGUUUCGGCUUUGUGUUCCCGAAAGGCUCUCAACUAGCUGCAAAUUUCUCUGAGGCCAUUCUGGAGCUUUCGGAAAGCGGCGAGAUGAAAAGAUUAGAGAACAAGUGGUUCCCGCCCGAGUGCAUGAUGAGGAACUUCACGGACGAGACGCCGAGGUUGGGCCUCAACAGCUUCUGGGCGCUCUACGCUUUCACCAUCGGCACUUCCACUGCUUGUUUGCUCCUUGCGUGUCUCUGCACGAGGAGGAAUCGUCAGGAUCACGAACACGGAAGCACCGGCGACGACAUGAGCGCGACAGAGAUGAGUAUUUUGUAGUGUAAAUCCAUGUACAGGGGGCCUAGUUUUAGGCUCGAGGGUGAAGGGGGGAGCACCAUUGUUGAAUCUUGAUCAGUUCAAAAGCCGAAG
Rhodamnia argentea is the source of this 2756-nucleotide messenger RNA. Its product is annotated as glutamate receptor 2.9-like. The record is from RefSeq and is a predicted model, not a curated record. The transcript is spliced from 5 exons. Bases 81 to 2666 code for a protein of 861 amino acids. Gene Ontology annotation, molecular function: glutamate-gated receptor activity. Gene Ontology annotation, cellular component: plasma membrane. Lineage: Eukaryota; Viridiplantae; Streptophyta; Magnoliopsida; Myrtales; Myrtaceae.